AGAUAUAUUUCCGGAAAAAAAUGGAUAAACUAGAACUGGAAGAUGUGUUGAGAGAAGAAGGAAGAAUUGAUAAGAGGGUAGAAGAUUAUCUUUCUUCCCUGCACCUAAUCAAUCAGAGUGAACCUAGAACAUGGAGUCAAAUAUUUUAUGAUAAAAUACAAAAACACUCAGAUCCCAGGGUUGAUAAUUGGUUGAUGAUGGACUCACCAGUGUAUACUCUAGUUCUAUCAUCUCUAUAUCUCAUUUUUAUUCUGCUAAUUGGACCAGCUUAUAUGAAACACAGAUCUGCCUACACCCUGAAAUAUCCAAUGAUUGUUUACAAUUUGGCGCAAACACUUUUUAAUGCAUGGGUACUUAAAGAGGGGUUAAAGCUGUGGUUUUCUGGUGAGUACAAUUGGAUUUGUCAACCUGUAGACUACUCAACCAGUAAACAGGGAAUGCUGGCAGUCAAUAUGGCAUGGUGGUUUUAUAUGUCAAAAUUCACUGAUUUCGUGGAUUCGUUCUUUUUUGUAUUACGUAAGAAAAAUAAUCAGCUGACUUUCCUCCACGUGGUGCACCACUCAUCUAUGCCAGUUUUCUCAUGGUUUGGUCCUAAGUUUGCUGGUGGUGGUCACACUUCCUUCGGUGGUACCUGGAACAUGCUUGUACAUGUUAUUAUGUACUUCUACUACUUCCUUGCAGCCGCAGGGGUCAAGCGUGAGUUGCUCUGGUGGAAGAAGUAUUUGACCGGACUACAAAUGGUUCAAUUUGUUGCUGUAAUCCUUCACGCCAUGUUUCCUCUUGUACUCUCAGACUGCAAUUAUCCUAAGGAAAUGUCUUUCAUCAUUAUAUUUAACGGUGCUCUGUAUUUUGUAUUAUUCUGGAAAUUCUACAAGAAAUCCUACAGCAUCACUCCUUCAAAACCUGCCAAUAAACAGGAGUAGUUUCCGUCUUUUCAGUUUUUUAACAUUACUGACCUCUGUUGUUAACUAAACUCAACCUUGGGUUGGGACACUUGUAAAAUGGCAUUCCGUUCGGACACUUGUAAAAUGACAUUCCGUUCGGACACUUGUAAAAUGACAUUCCGUUCGGACAUUUGUAAAAUGACAUUCCGCUCGGACACUUGUGAAAUGACAUUCCGCUUCGGACACUUGUAAAAUGACAUUCCGUUCGGACACUUGUAAAAUGACAUUCCGUUCGGACAUUUGUAAAAUGACAUUCCGUUCGGACAUUUGUAAAAUGACAUUCCGCUCGGACACUUGUGAAAUGACAUUCCGCUCGAACACUUGUAAAAUGGCAUUCCGUUCGGACAUUUGUAAAAUGACAUUCCGCUCGGACACUUGUAAAAUGACAUUCCGCUCGGACACUUGUAAAAUGACAUUCCGUUCAGACACUUGUAAAAUGACAUUCCGUUCGGACACUUGUAAAAUGACAUUCCGUUCAGACACUUGUAAAAUGACAUUCCGUUAGGACACUUGUAAAAUGACAUUACGUUCGGACACUUGUAAAAUGACAUUCAGUUCGGACACUUGUAAAAUGACAUUCCGUUCGGACAUUUGUAAAAUGACAUUCCGCUCGGACAUUUUAAUCAUACAGACGUAAAACUGUGUAAUGUGUAGGCAACUACUUUUCAAGAAUUUAAAUUUCUACUUUUCCCUCGACUUGGGAACCCUUGGUAAAUUAAAAUCUGCAGGACUUCGAGUCAAUUUUCAAACAUUAUUCGGUUAAUUAUUUUUUCUUUUGUUCGUGUAAUUUUCGUAUGUUUUUUUUCGCGAAAAUGUUGUCUUUUUUGCGGAAUUUUCACAAUUCUUUCGUAAAAUUUUUUUUUACUCAAAAUGUUCGCAUUCUUUUUUUCGCGAAACAGAAUAAAGAAAAAUAUUGUAUAUUUUCAUGAUAGCAGAUUAGAUUAUUAUACUUACGUGUGAAUUGUUCCAAGUAAAUUUGUUCUUUACGUUACUUUUUAUUGAAAAUAUUUCUAUUUUAUUUAA
This is a messenger RNA of Eurytemora carolleeae, 1967 nucleotides long. RefSeq names its product elongation of very long chain fatty acids protein AAEL008004. NCBI's taxonomy places the organism in Eukaryota, Metazoa, Arthropoda, Copepoda, Calanoida, Temoridae. Gene Ontology annotation, cellular component: endoplasmic reticulum membrane. The coding region runs from base 21 to 923 and encodes 300 amino acids. Gene Ontology annotation, molecular function: fatty acid elongase activity. The transcript is spliced from 9 exons. Gene Ontology annotation, biological process: fatty acid elongation, saturated fatty acid; fatty acid elongation, monounsaturated fatty acid; sphingolipid biosynthetic process. The record is from RefSeq and is a predicted model, not a curated record.